UUUUAUAGUGCAAAGGGGAAGAUACUACAAUUGACAGCCUGUUGACUGUUGGUAUAACUUUUUCAUGGAAGUGAAUGUAGAAACUGGAUCGAUCACCGAAAACUCUCUUAAUUUUCUUUGUGUUGCUGCGUGUAACAUGAAGUAAUGCUUUGAAACAUACAAAUUGGCGCGCCAAAUUUACAUCUGUCGUUUUCUCAAGAAAGAAAAUACUUUCGAAGAUCUGGUUUUAUUUUAAUAUUUACUCACUGAAAGUCAUUGCGAUGUAUAUUAAGCAAAUAAUCAUAGACGGCUUCAAGUCCUACGCUCAGCGAACCGAGGUCAAUGGCUUUGAUCCACAAUUCAAUGCCAUCACUGGUUUAAACGGUAGUGGCAAGUCAAAUGUUCUUGAUUCUAUUUGCUUUUUGCUUGGUAUUUCAAAUCUGCAACAGGUUCGUGUUAGCAACCUCCAAGAAUUGGUCUACAAAGGUGGUCAGGCAGGGAUCAGCAAGGCUACUGUAACAAUAACAUUUGAUAACUUGGAUAAAAAACAAAGUCCAGUUGGAUAUGAAACUUUUGAGGAAAUAAUUGUAUCAAGACAGGUUGUUAUUGGUGGCAGAAAUAAGUAUCUCAUCAAUGGAUGUAAUGCCAACAAUACUAGAGUCCAGGACUUAUUUCGUUCUGUGCAGCUUAAUGUGAACAAUCCACAUUUUCUUAUAAUGCAAGGGAGAAUCACUAAAGUGUUGAACAUGAAACCACCUGAGAUUCUCUCAAUGAUUGAGGAAGCAGCUGGUACUCGCAUGUACGAAAGCAAAAAACUCUCUGCUCAAAAAACUAUUGUGAAGAAGGAAACAAAACUGAAAGAAAUUGAGACGAUUUUGAAUGAAGAAAUUACUCCAACUCUAAGAAAAUUAAAAGAGGAGCGGUCAUCUUAUUUGGAAUAUCAAAAAACAUUGAGAGAGGUUGAACAUUUUUCCCGAUUGUACAUUGUCUAUCAGUAUGUACAAGCAGAGAAACUGCAGAAAACGUCGGUUUCUGAUUAUGAGAAAAUGACCAAUACAAUUAAGUGUCUCAAAGAGAAGUCUGUUGAGAUUGAUAAACAUAUAAAAAACCUCAAUAAAGAAAUAGUAGAACUGGAAAAAAGAAGAGAUAAGGAGUCUAGUGAAGCUAUAAAACAACUUGAAGAAAAAGCAAAUGAAUUAUCAAAGGCUGAUGUUAAAGCUAAUUCCGAUGUGAAACAUGCGAAAAGUGAACUUGAAGCAGAAAACAAGAAGAAAAAAUCCUUAGUCAAAAGUCUUACUGAUGACCAAAAUCAAUUGACACAAAAAGAGGCAGAAUUUCAAAAGAUGUCUGGCAUUUUAGCGGAACUAAAAACGCGAAGAAAAGAUGCAAAAAGUGUGCAAAGUGCUCAAGAUCAUUUUCAUGCCGUGUCAGCUGGACUUUCGAGCAAUGACGAUGGUGAAGACAAAACUUUAGCAGAUCAACUUCUCGGUUGCAAAAACGACAUCAGUAAUGCCGAAACUGAAAUGAAGCAAGCAGAAAUGAAAGUGAAACAUGCCCAAGAAGAAUUGAAGAAGAAACUAGGGGAACUAAAGAAAACUGAAAAAGAUUACAGCAAAGAUAAAGUUCUGUUUGAGAGCAUCCAAAAAAAUGCCAAAAAACUCGAGAUUGAAAUCGAAAAGUUGAAUUAUGAAGAUGGGUUAGAGGAAAGCCUGGUACAGAAAAAACGGGAACUUGAAGCUGAAGUCGCUGAGUUGCGCACGAAAAGCGAGUUACUUGAGGCCCGGUUUCCGAAUUUGCAGUUUCAAUAUACAGAUCCUGAACCAGAUUUUGACCGUAAAAAGGUAAAAGGUUUGAUUGCGCAGUUGAUCACAGUGAAGAAUGUUUCAACUGCCACCGCUCUUGAAGUCGCUGCUGGAAAUAAGUUGUAUAAUGUUGUUGUGGAUACUCAAGAUACGGGAAAGAAAUUGCUUCAAAAAGGUCAACUCAAGAGACGAUACACUAUCAUACCACUAAACAAGAUUGCUAGCAGGAAAAUCAAUUCAGACACUAUAAAGAAGGCCAAGUCUUUGGUGGGUGAGAAAAAUGUGAAUCUUGCUUUGUCGUUGGUUGGUUACGAAAAAGACGUCGAAGCUGCAAUGUCAUACGUUUUUGGUGCUAGCUUUGUUUGUGACACUCAGGAUAAUGCGAAGAUGGUAACAUUCAAUUCGGAUGUGCGAACUCGAUGUGUCACCUUGGAUGGAGAUAAUUUUGAUCCUGCGGGUACUUUAACUGGUGGUUCUCGUUCAAAAAACCCUUCAAUUUUGGCGAAGCUUCAAGAGCUCAAUGAGGCAGUUCAUGCGUUCUCUACCAAAUCCGAGGAACUGCAUGAAAUAAUGAAAAAUCUCGAAGGAUGCAAAGAUAUAGCUGGAAAAUUCCAGCAAUUGAAGCAACAGUACGAUUUAAAGAUCAAGGAGGCUGAAUUGAUCGAAGCCAAACUCAAGCAAAGCUCACAUCAUCAUCAACUCGAAGAAAUUGAUUCUUUACAGAAAAUUGUCGAGGAGCAAAUAGAAAUAGAGAAUAACGCAAAAAAGACCAUCAAAUCUGCGACCGAAAAGAGCAAAGAUAUAGAAAAAAAGAUGAAGGAGGCAAAAACACAUCGUGAAAAAGAGCUAAAGAUUGCUGAAAGAGAUUUGAAUGACAGAAAGAAAAAAUCUGAAGAAUCUACUAAAGAAAUGAAGGAUAAAGAACAGAAAGUUGAGGAACUAAAGCUGGAAAUUGGUGAAAUUAAAACUGAAUUACAAAGCAUUGAACAGCAGGUUGGUAGUGCUGAUGAAGUUAUUAACGCGUUGGAAAAGAAAAUUGAGGGGCUGUUAACGAUUGCUGAAAAUUCCAAGCAAUCAUGUAAAGAGGCUGAAGAAUGCCUGAAAGAACAGAAGAAAACGUUACAAGCUUGUAAUAAGGACAUAAAUACAAAAAUAUCAAGUAGGAAGGAAAUGGAAAAUGAAAAUAAUGAAAAUGCGAUCAAAGUCAAGGAAAUGGAGCAUAAAAUGGUGAAGUUUCAACAAGAUAGCAAAGAUGCAGAAAAUAAGGUUAAGAGAAUGAUCGCCGAACACGAGUGGAUUGUUUCAGAACGACAGUUUUUUGGUCAACCAAAUACAGCGUACGACUUUACAGCUCAUGAUAUGUCAGAAGUAUCAAGACGAUUAGCGAAAUUACAGGAAACUAAAGAUAAACUUAGCAAGAACGUCAACAUGAGAGCAAUGAAUAUGCUGGGCAAGGCUGAAGAAAAGUACAACGACCUCAUGAAGAAGAAAGGAAUUGUAGAGAACGAUAAAGCAAAGAUUGAACAAGUUAUUGCUGAACUUGACGAGAAGAAAAACGAAGCAUUGAAAAAAGCUUUUGAAAAAGUAAACUUGGACUUCGGUUCUAUAUUCUCCACACUCCUCCCGGGUACGUCUGCAAAGCUUGCUCCACCUGAGGGUCAAACUGUGCUCGAUGGCUUGGAAGUAAAGGUCGCAUUCGGGUCAGUCUGGAAAGAAAGUUUAGGAGAACUAAGUGGUGGGCAAAGAUCGUUGGUUGCUUUGUCUUUGAUUCUGGCGAUGUUACUGUUUAAGCCUGCACCUCUUUAUAUCUUGGACGAGGUUGACGCUGCAUUGGAUCUUUCGCAUACACAGAAUAUUGGUCAAAUGUUGAAAACCCACUUUAAACAUUCACAGUUUAUUGUCGUCUCCCUUAAGGAUGGCAUGUUCAACAACGCCAAUGUUUUGUUCAAAACUAAGUUUGUUGAUGGAGUAUCCACUGUUACGCGUUACGCACAGAAUCCAUCUAGUGCACCACAGAGAGACACAACUGGAAGAAGACCACAGUCCACAACUGAUAGAAGUAAGAAACGAAGAGUUGAGCCUAGUUCAACGCAACCUUUGUCAGUAAAACAAUAACUUUAAUAUUGUUGAUAAAAAGGAAAGAUAUUCAUGCUCUCAAGUUUAUUUUUUAAUAAAUUUCAUAAACAGGUUCACCACUGUACAUCCCAUAUGUAAGUAUGAUAACAGAGAUGAAUAUAUUACAAUUGUUGAGCUUCUAAGAUUGUAACAGUUCAAAAAUGUAACAGUUAUUAUCUUGAACUUA
Messenger RNA from Xenia sp. Carnegie-2017, 4083 nucleotides. RefSeq names its product structural maintenance of chromosomes protein 2-like. Gene Ontology annotation, biological process: chromosome organization. Gene Ontology annotation, cellular component: chromosome. The record is from RefSeq and is a predicted model, not a curated record. Gene Ontology annotation, molecular function: protein binding; ATP binding; ATP hydrolysis activity. NCBI's taxonomy places the organism in Eukaryota, Metazoa, Cnidaria, Anthozoa, Malacalcyonacea, Xeniidae.